Nicotiana attenuata is the source of this 1715-nucleotide messenger RNA. Its product is annotated as pyruvate dehydrogenase E1 component subunit beta-1, mitochondrial-like. Gene Ontology annotation, molecular function: pyruvate dehydrogenase (acetyl-transferring) activity. The coding region runs from base 330 to 1466 and encodes 378 amino acids. The transcript has 16 exons. NCBI's taxonomy places the organism in Eukaryota, Viridiplantae, Streptophyta, Magnoliopsida, Solanales, Solanaceae. Gene Ontology annotation, biological process: pyruvate decarboxylation to acetyl-CoA. The record is from RefSeq and is a predicted model, not a curated record.
AAAUUAAACAAAUAAGGAAAGCAGCUUUUGGCCAAAUUUUUAUUGUCUUCUCCUCUCUCUCUCUAUAUAUAUGUCGCAAUCAAAAGUGUGACUUUCAAUCACUCUUGCUUCUUCUCUCUGCCAUAGCCAAAAACUAACUAACAGGUUCAUGUCCCUCCAACCUCGCACCCCAUAAGAAAAUCCAACGUAAAAUUCCAGCGAUUCAUUGAAAUUUACCGACUUUGAAUAAUUGUCAGUGCUCGCUUUCUUAUUACUCCUACUGAACCCUGGUACAAACAAGACAAAUCAAGGAAGAAUAUAGGUUUUCUCUCAGUUAAGAGGAAGUGGAUAUGUCUGGAAUUAUAGGUCGAAAAUUGGCCAGCAGAGGCAUUUCUGCUUUCAAUAUAAACCAGUUCUUGCGGGAAAGCAGGGUAUUUACAUCUAGAACUUACUCUUCCACUGCUAAAGAGAUGACAGUGCGAGACGCUCUAAAUUCUGCUCUUGAUGAAGAAAUGUCUGCAGAUCCUAAGGUCUUUAUAAUGGGGGAAGAGGUUGGUGAGUACCAGGGAGCCUACAAGAUUUCAAAGGGGCUUUUGGAUAAAUAUGGUCCGGAAAGAGUUCUUGAUACACCGAUCACUGAGGCUGGAUUUGCUGGAAUUGGAGUUGGUGCCGCUUACCAUGGACUGAAGCCUAUAAUAGAAUUCAUGACAUUUAACUUCUCCAUGCAGGCAAUCGACCAUAUUAUUAAUUCUGCCGCAAAAUCCAAUUACAUGUCUGCUGGUCAGAUAUCAGUGCCAAUUGUUUUCAGAGGUCCUAAUGGUGCUGCAGCUGGAGUUGGUGCCCAGCAUUCUCAGUGCUAUGCAGCAUGGUUUGGUGCGUGUCCAGGAUUAAAGGUGCUUGCUCCAUACUCUUCUGAAGAUGCUCGUGGCCUGCUUAAAGCUGCUAUCAGGGAUCCAGAUCCUGUUGUUUUUCUGGAAAAUGAGUUGCUAUAUGGUGAGUCUUUCCCUGUUUCAGCUGAAGCUCUUGAUUCUAGUUUCUGUCUUCCCAUUGGAAAAGCCAAGAUAGAACUUGAAGGAAAAGAUGUGACAAUUACUGCUUUCUCAAAGAUGGUCGGCUCUGCUCUUAAGGCUGCUGAAAUUCUUGCGAAGGAAGGAAUUAGUGCUGAGGUUGUAAAUCUGCGCUCAAUCCGACCGCUUGAUAGAUCCACAAUUAAUGCAUCUGUCAGGAAAACCAACAGACUUGUAACUGUGGAAGAAGGGUUUCCACAACAUGGUGUUGGCGCAGAGAUCUGUGCAUCUGUGGUUGAAGAAAGCUUUGAGUAUCUUGAUGCACUAGUUGAGAGGAUUUCAGGGGCUGAUGUUCCUAUGCCAUAUGCAGCAAAUCUCGAAAGGAUGGCUGUUCCACAGGUUGAAGACAUUGUUCGAGCAGCAAAGAGGGCAUGUUAUCGAUCAGCACAAAAAUCAGUUCCCAUGGCCGCAACUGCUUAGGCCCCCAUGCUCGUUCUAAGAAUUUUAUAUCAUUUUGUGGAUAAUGAUUCUUUAUCCGCCAUCUCCGGGAAAGUUGACCAUGAAACAAGACUGACUAACUGAAGUGGCGGGCUACAGUAAAAAUCAUAGAAAAUAAAUUUUGCUGGUUCUUACUUUUUUCUCUUUACUUUUUUGUUAGACAAACAUGCGAACAGUUAGAAGAUAAAGAAGGAAGUCCAAAUGCAUCCGUUAGUUGUUUACCCAUAAAAA